Molecule: messenger RNA, 1383 nt
Organism: Oldenlandia corymbosa var. corymbosa
Lineage: Eukaryota; Viridiplantae; Streptophyta; Magnoliopsida; Gentianales; Rubiaceae
Source: the annotation of a GenBank genome assembly
AUGGAUCAUGUGGUCGGUGGGAAGUUUAAGAUGGGAAGGAAGAUUGGGAGUGGUUCCUUUGGAGAACUCUAUCUAGGUGUCAAUAUUCAGAAUGGAGAGGAAGUGGCUAUCAAGCUGGAGCCUGUCAAGACCAAACAUCCUCAACUGCAUUAUGAGUCAAAAAUCUACAUGCUUCUCCAAGGAGGAACUGGGGUUCCAAACCUUAAGUGGUUCGGAGUUGAAGGAGAAUACAAUGUCAUGGUUAUUGACCUUCUCGGGCCAAGCUUAGAGGACCUCUUCAAUUAUUGUAACAGAAAGUUUUCCUUGAAAACAGUAUUAAUGCUUGCAGAUCAACUAAUUAAUAGAGUUGAGUACAUGCAUUCUAGAGGAUUUCUUCACCGUGAUAUCAAGCCUGACAAUUUCUUGAUGGGCUUGGGGCGUAAGGCUAACCAGGUUUAUAUCAUCGACUUUGGUCUUGCCAAAAAGUAUAGAGAUUUGCAGACUCACAAGCACAUACCUUACAGAGAGAACAAGAACCUCACUGGGACAGCGCGAUAUGCCAGUGUUAACACGCACUUAGGAGUUGAACAAAGCAGGAGGGAUGAUCUGGAAUCUCUUGGCUAUGUGCUCAUGUAUUUUCUGAGAGGAAGCCUUCCUUGGCAAGGAUUGAAAGCUGGCACCAAGAAGCAAAAGUACGACAAGAUUAGCGAAAAGAAGAUGUUGACACCAAUUGAGGUGCUUUGCAAAUCCUACCCAUCGGAGUUCAUAUCAUACUUUCAUUAUUGUCGGUCAUUACGUUUUGAAGAUAAACCAGAUUAUUCAUAUUUGAAGAGGCUGUUCCGGGAUUUAUUUAUUCGUGAAGGUUACCAAUUUGAUUAUGUUUUUGAUUGGACUAUACUGAAGUAUCCUCAAAUCGGUGCGAGCUCUAGGGGACGGAAUCCUCCCACUGGAAGCGCUGGAGUAAAUGCUGGUCCAUCUGCAGAGAGACCAGGAAGGACCUCAGUUGGGCAAGAUAUUAGAGAUAGAUUCUCUGGUGCUGUUGAAGCUUUUUCAAGACGAAAUGCUACCAGUUCUGGUCGUCAUGGAGAGCACUCAAGGCAUCGGACCUCAGAAGAUGUACCUUCUUCCAAGGAUGUGCAACCUGACUCUGAAAGAGCCAGGACCUCUCGCAAUGGCAGUUCCUCAAAAAGAGCUGCCAUCUCAACCAGUAGACCUAGCUCCUCUGGCGAGCCAUCUGAUGGCCGUUCGAGCAGACUAGUUUCAAGCAGCGGUCGCUUGUCGACCACACAAAGACUUCAGCCUGGGGUUGAAUCAAAAUCAUCAUCUUUUUCUCGCACUGCGGCAACUAAGGGCUCUCGAGAUGACCCUCUCCGUAGCUUUGAGUUCCUCUCUAUCCGGAAGUAA